AUGCCACCAAGAGAAGCAAGAGGAAAUUCCAACCCAUCAUCUGGCUCUUCUCGAUACCACAGAUCAUUUAAGAAUACAUCGGAUAAUACCGAUGAACAACAACAUAAACCUUCAAGAGGGAAUUAUAGAGGGGGAUAUAGAGGAAACUCUCGUUCAAAUUCUUCUUCAAGAACAGAGGAAACAAAUGACACAAACACACAAAAAUCGACUUCUCACAGAGGAGGACACAAUACACAAAGAGGACCUUACAUACCAAGAAAUUCAGAGGAUUUAUCGGAAGGUUUACCUAAAACAAGAGUUAAGCCAUACAAACCUGGUUUUAUUAAAAAACAAAAAUCCGAAACACUUCCCAAUUUUCAAAUAGUAGCAAGAAAUGAUGAAGAUGAGGAAAGUUCACAAACAUCAAAUAGGACAAAAAAACAACCAUUUAAAAAACCGAAUCCAAAAGAUUUAGUUUGGGAAAGAUCUGCUGAAAGAGAUGAUGAGCAGGCUCCAAAACCUCCAAAACAAACUUUUCAAAAACAACCAUUUAAAAAACCGAACCCAAAAGAUUUGGUUUGGGAAAGGCCUGCUGAAAGAGAUGAUGAACAGAUUCCAAAACAAAAAUUAAAGAAACAACCAUUUAAAAAACCGAAUCCAAAAGAUUUGGACGAGGAGCAAAAUACUCAAAAACCACAUAGAAAGCAACCAUUUCAAAAACCAAAUCCAAAAGAUUUAGUUUGGGAAAGGCCUGCUGAAAGAGAUGAUGAACAGAUUCCAAAACAAACUUUCCAAAAACAACCAUUUAAAAAACCGAAUCCUAAAGAUUUGGUUUGGGAAAGACCUGUAGAUAAGGAUGAGCCAACUCUAACAAAUAGAAUUGCAAAAAAACAACCAUUUAAAAAACCAAAUCCAAAAGAUUUAGUUUGGGAAAGGCCUGCUGAGAGAGACGAUGAGCAGGCUCCAAAACAAACUUUUCAAAAACAACCAUUUAAAAAACCGAAUCCAAAAGAUUUGGUUUGGGAAAGGCCUGCUGAAAGAGAUGAUGAAGAAUCCGAACACUCUCAUACACCAUCUGGAAUUCACAAAUAUUUAGAUGAUUUAUCACAUGGCCCAAAUAUAUUUACCCUACCACAAGGAUUUUCUGGAUUUGGCUCUUACAGAGAUUCUAAUUUACCAGAUAAUAAUUUAUUCGAAAUUUCUAAACCAAAAAUUGUAAAUAUCAACGAGGAUGAAGAGGAUAAUAUAAUCAAAUCUGACGAGAAAGGGGUAUUAUUUGAGGAUGAAGAACAAGACGAAGAGUAUUAUGUAGAAAAAGACCAAACAGACAAUGAGCAAGAUGAAGAGGAUAAUCAUGACGAGGAAGAUCAAGAAGAAGACUAUAAUAAUUUUGUUAUUGAAAGAAAAUCUUCCUCAUCGUAUGAUGAAAACGACAGUGAAAGACAAAUCCUAACAAUUCCCCCUAAAACACAUGAAAAGAAUGAAAAGGACAUUAUCUACUCGAAACUGAAAACUAUGGAAUCAAAGACAAAAAUUUGGGAAAAAAGCUAUCCAAUCAAGGCUAACUCAAUUAUUGGUACAUGUCAGGACAAAUGCCCAAAACAAGAGAUUACCAACAGAGAAAAGGAUAACGAUCUCAGUUUAUUUGAAAAGACAGGAAAGAUCAUUAUAGACGAGCAUGGUAUUAAGAUGUACAAAGCAGAUCCUAAUGCUUGCGUGAAAAAGUAUGCCAGAUCUGCUGCAGCCGUUCAUGCUGAUCCUUCACUAAUUCGUCCUCCUCUAAUACUCAAGAAAACAUUGGAAUAUUUGACCCAUAAUAUUUUAGAACGUAAAGAAGAGUAUCAUACUAUAUAUUUUUUUAUUAGAGACAGAGCUAGAAGUAUUAUCCAAGACCUAACAAUACAAGACAUCAGAGAUGAACGAAGUGUAGACUUACAUGAAAUAAUUUCAAGGUUUCACAUAAUGAGUCAUCACUUACUAGCAGAUGUAGGAGAAGAAUUAUCAGAUCCUCAUCAAAAUCUUGAAUUAAUGAGCAAAUGGCUUAAAAGCUUACAGGAGCUCUAUUUUGAAUUAAGAUCUAAUGGAAUUGAAUGUCCAAAUGAGUCAGAGUUCACUGCUUACUAUAUACUUGUAAAGAUUACUUCAGAUCAAGAAGUUGCCAAGUGUUUGAGAAACCUUCCUUCCAAAGUCAGCAAGUCUCCAGAGGUAUUGUUCGCCCUUAAGGUUUACGGAGCAUUUUCUACUAAAAAUUAUGUACGAUAUUUUGAAUUGGUCAAGCAAGCAAGUUACCUAAGUGCAUGUCUAAUGCACAUGUAUUUUGCACAUAUCAGAGAAGAAGCUCUCAGAAUUAUGAAUACAGCAUUUAAUAUUAAGGUCACUGAUAUUUCCAAGGCUGGUAGAUAUCCAAUAUCUAAACUCGUAGAUAUUUUGGCAUUUGAAACUAAAGGAGAGUGCACAGAUUUUUGCAAAGCCCACGGUAUUUAUAUUGACGGGGAUGAUGUAUUAUUCAAAUACUCCACGUUCGUAACACCUGACAAGAAAAUCAAAUCAAAGAGGUCAUUGAGGUUGAUUGAAUCAAAGGUUGCUGGCAUUAGAUACUCUGAUCUUGUAAAUUUAAAUUUUCGGAUAGCUCCAGAACCUUCCAAAACACCGCCGAAAGAAUUAGAAACUAAAAUCAAUGAGUCACCUCAGAAAAUCGAGAUAAUCAAUCCACCAACUCAAGUGCAAAUAGUUCCUCCAGCUUCCCAACCAAAACCACCAACACCUGCUCUUAUUCAGAGUGCUAUUCCAAAGGAAGUAAUAAGAGAACCUGAAACAAAAAUACCAUUGGUAACUCAGCAACCACCAUCUAGGUAUGAUGUUCCACAUGUCAAUCCACCCUCCACUUUUGUUCCACCCAAACCAACUACACAAGAAAAUAGACCAAUCUUUCCUCCAAUUGUUUUUAGUCCUUCCCAGAUGCCACCUUUUAACAUAAUCAAGUCACCAAAUCCUCCAAUUCCACCUACUCUAAUUCAACCACAACCACCUGUAGCUUUUAAAACUCAAUCACAUAGAAACGAAAUUUCUAUUGAUCCCUUGAUUCCUCAAAUCCCAGUCUCCCCAAUUAAACCCCUAGGUCCGACUGAGGAGGAAACCAAAAAAGAACUGAAAAGCAAAUAUUUUUCAUUAUUGAAGAAAUAUGCAGAAAGGAAAAAGAGAAUUCGUGCAAGUAGGAAACAACACAUCAGCAAUGCAAUGGACUUUGUACUCCAAGAAAAUAUUAUGUCAGAUGAUUAUGAAGAAGAUCAAUCAAUGUGCAAAUAUUACAAACACAUAUUCAAGAAGAGAUAUCUCAGCCAAUUAUACCAACCUCUUGACUUGGCUUCUCUUAUCUUUAAUUCACCUGUUACUGACAAGAUUGAUACAUUUUUCAGCUUUUUUUGGAAACUAAUGAUAGUACCAGGAACAAACAGCACUCAUCUUAAUGAAUGGAUUGCGGCAAAAUUUUCUCGCCCAAAUAGUGAUGACUAUUUGUGUAAUUUUAUAGUAAACGGUAAGGACGUGGAUUCCCUACCAAGACCCAAGAAAAACACAGAACUACAUAUUUGUGCACGAACCCCCAAAGACUCAAGGUCAUGGAGAGGUACUUCCUCAAUAAUUUUCAUAUUGGAUAAUCCCAACAAUACCGAUUUACAGACAUAUUUCUCACUAGAAAAAAAGAGGUUACACCAACAUUUUUCAAAUUUAGGCUUAUUUAAUGAUACUCAUAUCCCUAUUCUAAUUCUCUUUGAUAAGAGCUGGUUUCACAAUAGCAGUGAAAAUAUGCUAAAGGAGCAUUUCCUUCACAUUAUCUAUGAAGAUUUUAAAUGCUUUUCAAAUGUGGAAUAUGUAGGCAUUAAUUUUACUCACCUACUAAACUUUCCCUCAUCAGAAGAAAUUGCUAUUUUAAAUCAAGUUUUAGAAAAUUACACCUUGUGGCUUGCAAAUAACUCCUCCGAUCCACCUCUUCUCCACACAUAUUCUAUUAGAGAUUUGAUAGAAGAAACAACUUUUUCACACAUUCGAAAAUUGUUGAUCGAUAUUGAUCCAAAUGCUAGAAAUGGUAUAACUGUUAAGGAUUUGAUACUUGUAUACAAUGAUGUGUGUGAAUCGCUAUCCCAUCAGACUAUUUCAGAGACUGAAAGAAUGAGAAAACUAAAUUGGCCAGCUCCAGAGUUUGAAAAGUAUUGCGAUUGGAACACAGAUGAAAAUGCAAUACUUCAAAAAGAGCUUUUAGGUCAAUUAUCAUUACCAACCAUUGAUCUAACUCUCUACAACUCUAAACAUAUUGUUGACAAUUUGUAUAGCUCAUGUAAGCAGUAUGUGACAACCCUGUAUACAAAACGUAAGAUUUAUCAUCCAGCCAUUUCCAGUCAAUCCAUCAAGCAGUUGGUUAAGGAACUUGUUAACGGUGGUGGAUAUGCUGCUAGUAUCAAAAUCUUUGAAAUGUUCAUUGAGAUACAUUUAACCUUGCUCUUUGAUAAGGAUCCACUUUAUAGUUUUGUUUUCACCACAGCAGAAUUCAAAAGUAUUGCCAAUUCAGUUUUGGAGAGGCUCAGAUAUAGCUCAAACCCAUUCAUCGAAUCGUCAUUAAGGGCUUCGUAUGGGUUAAAAAUGUCUCUCAAUUCAGACAAGACUAAUUUUGAGACUUUUAGAAAUCUUAAACGUAUUAUCAAAGAAUCCACUCAAGAAAAAAACCAAGAUUGUAAGAAGAGAAAACUUGUUACCUAUAUUGAUAUUAAUCAAUGUAUAGGGAUGCACACCCAAUUAUCAAACAAAAUUAGUGAGCAAAGAAGUCUAUUUUCUCAUCUCGAAUCAGCCCCAUCCGAUCUUAGUUACCACUCUAUUGUAGAUACAGAUAUGAGUGACACAGUAUCCACCAGUGACAGUUGUCAGUCCUGCAUUGAUUCCCUCAAAUUACUACAAGAAAAACUUGAAAUGUAUAGAAAGGGUAUUUAA
This is a messenger RNA of Naegleria gruberi, 4959 nucleotides long. RefSeq names its product SAC/GANP domain-containing protein. The record is from RefSeq and is a predicted model, not a curated record. Bases 1 to 4959 code for a protein of 1652 amino acids. Gene Ontology annotation, cellular component: nucleus; cytoplasm; transcription export complex 2. The transcript has 2 exons. Gene Ontology annotation, biological process: mRNA export from nucleus. NCBI's taxonomy places the organism in Eukaryota, Heterolobosea, Eutetramitea, Acrasida, Naegleriidae.